GGGCGCCGCUCCCGGCUUGCGCAGCGCCCCGCCGGGAUGCUCGGAACCUCGGGACCGCGAGCGGCUUUUCUGCCGCUGCCCGCGGACGCGCCGUCCCCGCGGGGAGGAUGCGAGAACGGCCGAGGCGAGGAGCCCCCCGCACCCAGCCCUGCUCUCCCCCGGCCCUUCUCGUGGGGGUGGGAGAGGCACGAGAGGCUGAAAGCCUCCGCCGCCUCCUGUUUGCUCGUGCCGUGGGUUGCGUAAAGCGCAUACAGUAUCCCCUCAUAAAGCGGUAUUUACAUCUCUUCUGCCACUUUGACCUCUUGAUGCAAUACCACGUCCUUUGCGUUAUCGAACGGGGCGAGCGUCCGCCCACCGGAGCACUUCGGCGCUCGGUACGGGGCCGCGACGGGCACCUCAGCCCCCCGCUGUCCCCGCGGCUCCGUACGCCCCGUCAGGGCUCCGCCGUCCCCGUCCCCAACGCCGGACAGACACACAGGAGUCCUGCGGACAUCUCCGACGCGGUAUUCCCCGGAUUCAGCUGCGAGUUGAGGCGCCUGAGGAGCCGCUUCCCAACACGAGGGCCAACGCUCACUCGUGCUGCCCGAUUCUGGGUGGCGGUCACGAAUUCCAGAGGCUCCUGGGCCAAACCAGAUCGAAUGCAGCAUCCAAAUCACUCAGUGCUUACACUGAGUUCUCCGGAUUUUUCUCUUAGUCCUUAUCUUAAGACGUAAUACCCAAGAAUAAACAAACAGCAGUUCAGGUGUGGAUUCUUGCUGGUGCUGCUCACAGCUUCUCCUGCCAGCACAGGGACUGACCGACAGAGUGCUGCUUUGAGUGAAGCACCUGGCUAGUUACUACUUGUGAUUCCAAACAUUAUUCCCUAUCUUCACUGCUUUAACAAGCCUUACUAAUCUGUUAUUGUAGGUAUGGCAGGAAGAAUAUGAUAAGCGUAUGCUUUGAACAACAGUGCCAUAGCAAUACUGAAGAGACUACUUUAAUUCUUUGCUCCUUGUGUUAGUUGGCUGCUCUCAUUUUGGAAGGCCAAGCAUUCUUCCAGCUCACCCUGUAUUAUAUACAUCAAUUAUGUUUAACUCAGUUUAUUAGACACACCUUUUUAUAGCAUUGGACUUCAGAUACCACCACCAGAGUGCUGACAAAGGUUUCAUUUCAAAAUAUGUUUUGAUUUUUGCCGCACAACUUGUUUACAAAGGUGUUUCACAGGGCUGGAUUCCCUAAUAGGAGCAUUUGCCAGGAACAGGGAACAAAACCUUCCAGUGUUCCCGCUGAGUGUUUGUUUUCAGGUUACCAUCUCAGAGCAGGAGAUAUUACUUAACAAAACAAAUACAAUGUGAUCUUCCUAACUCCUCCCCACUCCUCUGCUUCCCUCAAUUACAAGCUGAGUCAUCGGCAGAGAGAAUAAUCGUCGGUGCACUUCUUAAAAAACAGAAAGGCAAGUCAUUGCCAAUUGCUUUAUUCGAAGUUCCUUACGGCUGCUUUGUGUCUGCUUAUGUGGCAUUUUCCAUUUAAAAGCUUUUUUUUUUUUCCUUGAGCCAGUCCCUGGGAUAUUAUCAACAGCAAACAGUGUUCAUAAACACAUGACUAUGCUCUAAAAUGACUAAAGCAAAUAAAACCAAGUACCUGUUGGCAGGGAAGGAGGAGAAUAUUACUGUGAAAGUCAAGACAACAGUCACAGACAGCACUGACCAACCCGAGGAAGCAGCUGAAAGACUUUCUUCUGCGUUGCUCCAGUUCAUCAUUCCUCUUUGCCUUUCCGAUAGAAAUGCAAUUACUCAUUCUAUCACUUCAGCAACAACUAAAGAAUUAUUGUGUGGUAAACUGUGCAGCCUGAAGUAGUACCUAGGAUCCUUGUAACUGAAAUACAGGUUAUCCAAAUGUCUAGUUUUUGGUCCCAAUCCGACAAUAGUGGGAUAACGGGUCAGUUGAACUUCUUUACUUCCAGCUGCCAAUGGACAACUACGUUUUUUCAUCCCUCUCAACCUGAGAUCAGAGUGAGCACCCCACCUUUGCCAGCAGAACUAACACUGACUGAGGAAGAGGUGACGACCCACAGCAUCUCUCUAUCUGUGAUUACUCUUCACUGCCAAAAGCACUAUCCUGUAGCUGCUCCACCACUUAUGACAGGGGAGUAGCUUUGCACAAGCAGGAAAGCCUGGGCUCCAUAGUACAGUGUGGUAGAAAGAUAAGAAAGCGGGCAAGCAAUGGUACCUCCACUUGUAAAUCUGCAUUUGUGCUGUUCUGUAGAGAUGCCUCUAGAUAUUUUGUUUCUACAUAAACUAAAAGCAUCUUCAAUGCAGACACUGUCUAGUUAAAUAGAGGCCCCUCUGUUUAAACUUGGUUCAGUUCAGACUUUAUACUUGUGUAACUCAUAUAGCUUGCUACACAGACUACAAAACAGCUACUUGAAGCUGUUUGCACAGAGAAAGCUUUCCUCUUUGAGUUUUGUCCUGUCGACUCGCAUUCUGAAUAGCUGUUCCUCUAUUAUUCUUCCUGGCAUUUGCUUCUUUUGUAUGUUAACAGCAAAGGAUUCCAGUAGGAGCUUUAACUCCACAGUGCACAUGGAAAUAAGGACUAAAUUGUUACUUGAGAAGUCUCUGGGCAAUUUAAGGGUUAGUUCUUAAAAAGAGAAAGCAGCGAAAAAGGAGACAUUAAUUUCUGCCUUUUCAGUAAUGUGCUCAGGAUUAGGCCAGUGUAAGUCUCAAGUUAGAAUGCAGUUCUCAAGCAGGAUAAGGUCCAUUGCUCAGGAGCGCAGAUGAGGCAUGCUGUACUUAGACCUCAUAAAUGUUGUUGACCUGUGAUCUGUAUUGGUUGAAAUGGAAAAUUAAAGUUUCCAUCUAAGUUCAGUCUGUUCAGCUGGAAAUCUUUAUGCAAAAUCCCUUAUUCAAAUACUUUCCUUAAAUCUAUGUAUUUUAUCAUUUUGAAAAAGCAUUGUGCUUCAAAAGUGAAAAACUUAUUUCUCUUCCCCUUUGCUGAUGGGGAUAGCCAGCUGAUGCUACAGAACUUUCAGCCAUUUUCUUGGUGUUGCUGGAAAUUUUACAAAGCAAGCUCAAGCACAAGCCCAUUUUACUAAAUGAUUAUUCUUUCAAUAGAACUCCAACAAGUAGAAUCUUUCAUCUAUCACUUGUUUUUGAGACUUGCUGACAGAUGGCCAACAUAUCAAGUAUUGACUUGAAUUACAUUUCAGACAAGAAAUUUUAGCCUGAGCAUGAAGGCCAUGCAAGAAUAAUGUAAUCUCAGGACUGAGCCCUUCUCUCUACAUAAUGAGUAAUAACAAGCUUUAUCUUUAGACAGGCAGCAAACAUACCUGAUUUGUUAUUUUGCAUUAGUGCUAAUUUUAACUGACCUUGUUAUGGAAAAUACUUUCCUAUCUCUCUCACUUAAACUCUCCUGUUCUCUAAUUUCCUGCUUAGGUUUUACAUAACUCAUUCGAUGUCAAGUUCAGUGGGCUUAAACGUCCUUAUAAAGUACAUGCAUAUUAAAUAACAUUUCAGGAUCCACAAGUCAACUCAUGUAAUACUGGAAACUAAACUGGCUUAGUGCAAGUCACUACAACAUUAGGUCUCUGUUCAAAACAUCCAAGUUAUUGAGACAGAAAAGCAGGGGCAGAGGUGAUAUGCAGACACAUGUUGAUAGCAUGUAGAAAGUUCUUUCAGAUCAGCGUAGGUGGAUUUCAUAUUCCCCCACUGGGUCUGGAACUACUUGCAUGUUGUGGCAAUGUACGGUAGAUAUUUAAGUCUGCUUUGUUUCUGUUUUUAAUAAACUAAUUUUUCAGGCUUUUAAA
This is a messenger RNA of Gallus gallus (chicken), 3781 nucleotides long. RefSeq lists its product as uncharacterized. The record is from RefSeq and is a predicted model, not a curated record. The transcript has a single exon. The coding region runs from base 108 to 713 and encodes 201 amino acids. Lineage: Eukaryota; Metazoa; Chordata; Aves; Galliformes; Phasianidae.